Gryllus bimaculatus (two-spotted cricket) is the source of this 1125-nucleotide messenger RNA. Lineage: Eukaryota; Metazoa; Arthropoda; Insecta; Orthoptera; Gryllidae. The record is from the annotation of a GenBank genome assembly.
AUGGACGAACCAGCAGCACCGGCAACGGACGCCAGGAGCGAGAAGGCCCAGGAGGAGGCUGGCGGCGGCGGCGGUGGCGGCGGUGGCGGCGGCCGCUUGAAGCGCGCGGCAGAGCACGUGGAGACCUUCUGCGCGCAGACCUCCAUCCACGGCCUCAAGUACAUCGGCGAGCGCCGCCGGCCCUGGCCCGAGAGGUUGGUGUGGGCGCUGGCGUUCGCGCUGUCGCUGGGGGCGAGCGCCGUGCUGAUCGGGCGCGCGUGGCGGCGCUGGCAAGACUCGCCGGUCAUCGUGGCGAUGGACGAGCGGCUGAGCGCCGUGUGGGAGGUGCCCUUCCCGGCCAUCACCAUCUGCCCCGAGACGCGCGUGCGCACCGACCUCUUCAACUACACGGACGCGCACCUGCGCUGGCGCUGGGGCAACCUGUCGCGCGCCGAGUUCCAGGGCUCGGGCGCGUACCUGUCGUAUGGCGCGGGGCCCGAGGCGGAGGCGGAGGCGGGGGCGGCCGAGUGGAGCCCGGACGACGGGUACGCGGCGGGCGCGGGCUUCGAGGCGCGGCCGCGGCGCGCGCUGGGCGCCGGCGCGCUGCUGGGGCUCACCGUGAUCCAGCUGCACAGCCCAGCCGAGUUCCCGCGCAUGUCGCAGCAGUACUUCCGCGCGCAGCUGGAGCAGGACGUGGUGGUGGCGGUGGCGCCGCAGGUGAUGCGCACCAGCCCCGAGCUGCGCAGCUACCUGCCGCACCAGCGACAGUGCUUCCUGGCCGGCGAGCGCCGCCUGCGCUUCUUCCGCGUGUACUCGCAGCAGAACUGCGCGCUCGAGUGCCUGGCCAACGCCACGCGCCGCGCCUGCGGCUGCGCGCCCUUCUACAUGCCGCGUGAAGUUAACGAAACAAUAUGUGGAACUGCUAGUUGGAAAUGUGUACAAGAUGCUAGAGAUCGACUACUGCGACGCGAGGCGGAGCAGGGCCUGCGCGGCGACAUUGUGGGCGAGGGCGAAGGCGAGGGUGACUGCGACUGCCUGCAGUCGUGCUCCGCCCUCGCCUACACCAGCGAGCGCUCGCAGGCGCACUUCGACUGGGCGCGCAUGCUCUACGCCACCGGCGAGGACGUCGACCACUCGCACGGGUGA